Molecule: messenger RNA, 1136 nt
Organism: Schistosoma rodhaini
Lineage: Eukaryota; Metazoa; Platyhelminthes; Trematoda; Strigeidida; Schistosomatidae
Source: the annotation of a GenBank genome assembly
GUUAUUGGAAGCGGUAUGGUUAAAGUUAAACACUACUAUUACUUAGGGGGCCACAAUUCCUUUUAAAAUAGACAAAACAAAAGACACCAGGUUCCGUCACAUAAAAACUUCAUUUCGUUACGGUUGGGAUCUAACUACAAGCGUUCCACACAAAACGCUUACCGUGGAAUGAAAUCGAAGGAAUACAGCACCCUCUAUUUUAUUAUCCUCUAUAAAGAAGUCUAUUUGGAACUGAGUGGCAUAGGAUGGACUUAUAAUUCAACACCAAAUAUCUCGAUAUUUAUCAGCUGGGUACCAGUGCGAUUUAUUAAUAAGAAAUAUAUAAAGACAUGUUAAACAGAUUAACAAGCUUGUUUGUGCAAAGUUUAUUUAUUCAGCCAAGAACUAUCAAUCAUUUUGCUGGAUUGCAUACAACAUCAAUUACUAUGGCAGAACCUUUAAAAAAGAAGAAAAGAGUUGGUGUAGCUGAUACCCAAAUUCAAAUAAGUAGAAAAGUUAGAAGAAUUGAAAAAGAAAUCAAACGUCUUAAUCGUCUCGAUCGAACAUUGAAACCAAUUGAAGAUAUUGAAGGAGAUCGUCAAUUGAAGAAAGAAAUAAAAUUACGUCAACGACCACCAAUAGACAUUAGUGAAACGGAAUUAGAUGAACGAAUAGGUAUUUGGAAGAAUUGGACACGUUAUCAAAAAAAUGUAGCAAAACGUGAAAUAAUCAUGUAUAAUUCAGCAAUUGCUGCUCAACAGAAUGCUUUAAAAUGGUUAUACGAAACAUCUCCUAGUUUGUAUAAAAUGGCUAUUCAGCCUUGUCCUGAACUAAUUCAAUCAUCAGAAUCAUCGAAUGAUGAUCACUCAGGGGUAACAAAAGAAAAUGAAGGGAAUUAUUUAACAAUAGUAGGUCCAUAUAUGAAUGCACCAAAACUACACGGGGAAUUGAUUGACUCCACUAAAGAAUAUGAACCUCCAGAUGGUGAACAAAUUGAUACAACAGUUCGAUUAACUUAUGAAUUUGAAAUUGAACAACAAUUAUUAGCUCAACCAAAGAAGAAAAAGUUUAUGGUCACAAAAAAAUGAAAUGUUCAGUAGUUGUUUAUAUUGUAAAAACAAACAAACAAACAUUGAUAAAUACAAAUUAUGAUGACU